ACUUGCCACUUGAUGUGCUAAAUCUCUUCAUCAUCACCAAAUUGAAAGAGGUGAAUAAAAAAAGAGCUAUAUCCUAUGGAGAGAGAACACAAUUCAAGUUUCCAUUUGCCUCCUGGUUUUAGGUUCCAUCCAACUGAUGAGGAGCUCAUCAUUCAUUACUUGCAAAACAAAGUUGCCUCACGUCCACUUCCAGCAUCUGCAAUUGCUGAGAUAGAUUUAUAUAAAUAUAAUCCAUGGGAGCUGCCCAAGAAAGCCUUGUUUGGAAAAGAUGAAUGGUAUUUCUUCAGUCCACGGGACAGGAAGUACCCAAAUGGAGCAAGGCCUAACAGAGCUGCAGUCAAGAAAGCUCUGGUCUUUUACAGGGCUAGAUCUCCAAAGGGGGUUAAGACAGACUGGAUCAUGAAUGAAUACAGACUGCUUGGGACAGCAACUAAGUCAUCAAAAUCCAAAGGUGCCAUGAGAGUAAGUGGCUAACCAGGAUUAAUGAUUAUGAUUAUUAAAAACUUUUAUCAAAAAUCCAAGAAACGACAAUAGAAGUUUUCUGAUAACAUAAAAGAAUUUGUGAUUAAGCAUAAUACAAGUUACAGAAGCUAAUAAUUUGCUCCACUUUGAAAAUCAGAAGCAAACUGCAAGAAACAGGGAGAUCCGUCAUUAAUACUCCUUUAUACUUUGUUCCUUUUGUUGUUUAGAGCCAUAAGAUCAAACCAUCUGGAAAUUCUUGUAGAUAAAGAAGCAUUUAAACUUGGCAGCAGGAUAACAGAAACUUUAGUUUUUCUUCUUCAUGUGGAAAAUAUUGCCUCUGUUUUUUGCAGUUGGAUGAUUGGGUUCUAUGUCGGGUACGGAAAAAGGGAAAUACAGAAGAUGACAUAUGUGAAGUUCAACACAGCCAAAGCACAGAAUUGAUGAGGUAUUUAUGCAGGACUGAGGGGCACCCUACAUUCACGGACCAUAAAAAUGCUAUGAUAUCAGAUUGUCUGAAGCAAGAUUGCCAACUCUUAGCUUCCUUAUUAGCUGGCCAAAUCUCAUCCACCAUGGAAACUAUUUCAGGUUCCAACUUCCAAUGGAGAAGAGACUGUCAAUUGCACCUCAGUUCAUGAACAUAGUUCUUAAUCUUCUGAUAAAGUGAAUUUGCCCAU
Rubroshorea leprosula is the source of this 1136-nucleotide messenger RNA. The record is from the annotation of a GenBank genome assembly. NCBI's taxonomy places the organism in Eukaryota, Viridiplantae, Streptophyta, Magnoliopsida, Malvales, Dipterocarpaceae.